AUGAGCUUGUUGGUAAACACGUUCCCUGUGCAGAGGCGCGUCGGGCCCGGGGCUGUGUGGGACAGUAUAAAAGGCAGAGCAAGUGAGGAUCCCUCAUCCACCUCUCCUGCCUUCUCCUCCUCGGUGACACAGGAGCUGCUCCAGCCCCAGCCAUGUCCUGCUACGACCUGUGCCGGCCCUGCGGCCCCACCCCGCUGGCCAACAGCUGCAACGAGCCCUGUGUGCGGCAGUGCCAGGACUCCCGCGUGGUCAUCCAGCCGUCCCCCGUGGUGGUCACCCUGCCCGGGCCCAUCCUCAGCUCCUUCCCCCAGAACACCGCCGUGGGAUCCUCCACCUCCGCCGCCGUGGGCAGCAUCCUGAGUGAGGAGGGAGUGCCCAUCAACUCGGGGGGCUUUGGGCUCUCGGGGAUCUCUGGCCUCGGUGGUCGCUACUGCGGCCGCAGGUGCCUGCCCUGCUAGAGCGGGGCCGCGCGUCCAGCGAGUGCCUCCCCAGGCCAAGUGUCCCCUGGAGCUGCUGGCCAGCGUUUCCAGAGGCCUCGGGGUCCCUGCAGCCCUCCUGCCAAGGAGGGAGGCAAACGUGGCCACCUGAGGCUU
Molecule: messenger RNA, 593 nt
Organism: Haemorhous mexicanus (house finch)
Lineage: Eukaryota; Metazoa; Chordata; Aves; Passeriformes; Fringillidae
Product: feather keratin 1
Exons: 2
Coding region: 153-458 (101 amino acids)
Cellular component (GO): intermediate filament
Molecular function (GO): structural constituent of cytoskeleton
Source: RefSeq, a predicted model, not a curated record